GCCCCUCCGGAGAGGAGCUCGCCCGCUUCUCGGGAUGGGAGAGGACGAAGCCGGCGCGCCCGGCGGCUCGCAGCCGGAUAAAAAGAUGGCCUACCACAAAGUGAACGCAGAGCAGAGGGCCCAGGGGCACUCUCCGUACCUCGACAGCGACGACCUCCAGGCCACGGCGCUGGACCUGGAGUGGGAUAUGGAGAAGGAGCUGGAGGAACCUGGCUUUGACCACUUCCGCCUGGAUGGGGCAACCCAACAUCCCCUGGGGACCGCACGGAGCCCUGACCUCGACCUCGAGCCUGUUCAGCCGUCCACGUCUCCUAGAGGAAAAUUCCAGCGACUUCAGGAGGAUCCAGACUACAUCUCGCAUUACACGAGACCCGCACCAAAGAGCAACCGCUGCAGGUUUUGUCAGAUGCUUAAAGUACUUUGCACUGUUUUGAUUGUAUUUAUUUUGGGGAUUUUGAUAGGAUAUUAUGCAUACAAGAAAUGUCCUCCUUCCCCAACAUCUCCAGAACCAAAUAACCCUCAUGUCUACCAAGAGAUUCUCAAGGAAAUCAAAGCUGAAAAUAUUCAACAGAUUUACAGAGAUUUGCUACAGUUCCCUGGAGAAGAAGAUACAGAUGUUGCAAUGAAAAUUCUGGCUCGGUGGACUUCUCAUGGCCUUGAAGAUGUUCAGCUAGCAAAUUACUCUGUUUUGCUUGACCUGCCGAGCUCCUCUUUGAAUACAGUAACUCUGAGAAGCAGCGGUGAAUGCUUUUAUCCUAGUGGACGACAGUGCAACAGAGAGACCAAAAAGCUUCACAGCCGAGACCUGCCAUACUCGUACGCAGCGUACUCUGCCAAAGGGACUCUUGAGGCAGAGCUUGUUGAUGUGCAGUAUGGGACUGUGGAAGACUUGGUCCGGAUUCAAGCCAUUACAGAGGUGACCAAAAAAAUAGCACUUUUGAAGCUAGGACAAUCACCUUUGCUUUAUAAGCUUUCUCUGUUAGAAGAUGCAGGGUUUGGUGGUGUUCUUCUUUACAUUGAUCCUUGUGAUUUGCCAAAGACUGCAGAACUUGCGGAUAAAGCCUUUAUGGUUUCCUUGAACAGUGGAGGCGAUCCAUCAACACCCGGCUACCCCAGUAGUGAUGGAAUCUACAGACAAAAUCGAUCCAACCUCACAACGCUGUUAGUGCAACCAGUUUCUGCAGUGCUGGUCAAAAAACUUAUUUCUUUAUCUGAGGAUGACAUCAGAAAAGAUAGAUGUAUCCCCCUUGAGCUUCCAGCCACAGACAAAAAAAUAAUCAGUCUGAAUAUUCAGUCAGUCACAACAUACAAGACAAUUUCUAAUGUUAUUGGAUAUUUAAAAGGAACUGUAUUUCCUGACAGAUACGUCGUCAUUGGUAGUCAUCACAACAGCUUGAAUAGCUAUGGUGGACAAGAAUGGGCCAGUAGCACUGCUGUCAUUACUGCGUUUAUAGAAGCCUUGAUGUUGAAAGCUAAGAGAGGCUGGAGACCUGAUCGGACCAUUGUUUUCUGCUCGUGGGGAGGGACAUCGUUUGGGAACAUCGGUUCGUAUGAAUGGGCAGAGGACCUCAAGAGAGUUCUUCAAAGAAAUGUUGUGGCUUACGUUAGCCUCCAUAAUCCAGUCAGAGGCAACUCAACUUUACAUCCUGUUGCAUCACCUUCUCUUCAACAACUGGCAGCAGAGAGCCAGAGCUUCAGCUGUGUGGACAAGACAAAAUGUCCAGGAUCUAAUGUGAGUUCUGUGCAGAUACAGGGGGAUUCAGAUUAUUUCAUCAACCAUCUGGGAGUACCAGCCACGCAGUUUUCUUAUGAAGACGUCAAAACAUCAGAGAAUUCUAGCUUUCUCUUUGAAGCUCUCUUUCCUGUGCAUACAACAAAAACUGAAGAGCUGGAUCCAUCUUUCAGAUUGCAUGAGACCAUUGCUAAGCUGACAGCACAAGUGACUUUGCGAAUUGCCAGUGAACCAGUUUUGCCGUUUAAUGCCCUCGACAUCGCACUAGAAGUUCAGAACAGUCUUAAAGGUGAUCAGGUAGACACUCAUCAGUUGCUUGCAGUGGCAUCACGUCUGAGGGACACUGCAGAACUGUUCCAAUCAGAUGAGAUGCGUCCAGCUAAUGACCCCAAGGAGAGAGCACCUAUCAGAGUCAGGAUGCUCAACGAUGUGCUGCAAAGCUUGGAGAAAAGCUUUAUUGUUCGACAAGCUCCUCCAGGACUUUACAGAAAUAUUCUUUACAGACUAGAUGAAAGGACAAGCCAGUUUUCAGUACUGCUAGAGGCACUGGAGCACUGCAAGCUGUAUCAGUCAAAUGAGACCAUUCAAGCAGCCUUGUCAGAGGUGUUGAACAGCAUCAAUUCAGCUCAGGUUUACUUCAAAGCAGGACUUGAUGUGUUUGAGACUGCCUUGGCUGGAAAGAAAUGAGAGAAUUCUCUGCAUUCUAAGACGUUUGUUUACAACUUGCAAAACAAAAGUUCGACUCGGACCAGAGGUUCUCUGAAGAUGAAACCUUUUUCAACUUUCUUUCGGUCGGCGCUUAAAGGUACUGCAAUGCGUGUUUUUAUAAGUAUAAAACAGUCUUUUGCACUGUUCGCAGUAUAUCUCAAUUAUCUUGUUUCUGAAUGUAUAAAACAUAAUGAGAGGGAGUAACACUUAAGGUAUGAUUUUUGGAAGGACAUCUGCUGUAUUUUUAUAUGUAAAAAAUAUUUUUAGGACUAAGAGCUCAGCCUUGCAAAGUCCUGAGGACAGUCUGUAAUAUGCUGAGGGCCUGCUUCUGAGACACCCAGAUUUAUAGCCAGCUGAGCUUUC
Molecule: messenger RNA, 2803 nt
Organism: Rhea pennata
Lineage: Eukaryota; Metazoa; Chordata; Aves; Rheiformes; Rheidae
Gene: NAALADL2
Product: N-acetylated alpha-linked acidic dipeptidase like 2
Exons: 14
Coding region: 35-2419 (794 amino acids)
Source: RefSeq, a predicted model, not a curated record